ACGCAGUAACUCUUGCUUUAAACUUCUAUACGACACUAUGACAAUUUAAUAUAAGAAUUUUAAAGCAAUCGUAUGCGUUUAUGUGAAAAUUAUAUUGACAAUCGAUGAAUGAUAUUCUACUUAACAGAUCAAAACUGAUCCAUAGUCCUGGGAAUAUUGUCAUCAACGUCAAAGAUAAAGUUAUUGGUUACCGCGAGUGACCCGAGAAAGCAGCAGCGCAAUCUACAAGUUAAACACGGUGCUAUUCCUUAACAAUAGUAGAAUAAGAAACUGGGACGGAGAAACCAAAGAUCCAGUGAAUAAAUCUACAUUUUAUCUACUAUUGCAGCAAUAAUAUUGAUAAGGAUAUGAAAUAAUUACUAUUAUACGGAAAUGGUGAUUCCAAUGAAAUAGCGGAAAUGCAUUUUAUAGAGUGCAAGUGUACGCCAUAGUGCUAAACGUGAAACUAUGCCGGGUGGCUAUGUCUCUCUCAAUGAUGCAUGAGGAGACAUGUUUGUAAACGGGAACAAAUCGCGUAUGCGUAAGCGUGUGCAUAAUCGAGAGGGAGCAGCAAUCUCUGUUUUACUCAGUCUACUGUUCGUAGUUGACUGAAAUUCUUGUGUUUUUUGUGUAGUCGAGACAAAGUGCCAAAGUGAGGCAGCAUCUGUAGAGAAAUAUUCAUCAAUUGGUUAUAUUUCUGGCUGUCGUUCAAUACACAUAAACUGACUGUCGACACGCUCGUAAAUUUUCAUAUUGCUGAGCAACAACUGUAAUAAGAAUCGUAUGGUGUUUUUUAUUAUAAAGGUUAAGGGGGACCUGAACACGCCUAUUUUACUGUGGGAGAACGUACAAAAUACUAAACCGUUUGCUGAAAAUCCUCUCAAAUGAGGACGGUAGGACCAGAGUUCUACAAGCUAUCCAGGCUUAAGUAUAUCAGUGAUUCUAUUGAGAGAAUUGUAAAGUUGCCAGUUGGACAUAAGCACCGUGAUAUUAAGUACGUCAAGGUUGGACAUAGUGUGUGAUGAGUGGCAGUGGUUUCAGAGGAAGGGGCUUUGGAUCACGAGGUAUUCGUCCUCGUGGACCAUCAGGUGUCAGAGGAGGACCUCGUUUUCCUCCGCCCCAUUUUAAUCGACCAUCUUUCCCACGACAUGGUUCAGAGAAUUGGCAUGAACAUCCUGCGCAACCAUUCUGUGCUCCUUGGCAGUAUAAUGGAAGGGGACACUUUCCAAACUUUCAAGUGCGACCACCAUUUCGGCAUGAUGUUCCAUUCCAUCAUGGUAGAGGAAGAGGUCCGAAUGUUCGUGGAAUGCCUCCUAGAAUGCGAAUGCCUGGAGCACCUGGUCUUUACAGACCAGAACUACAAAGUGAAAAUGAAGUUUAUGCAUCACCGUCUUAUAAUGAACAACAUGAGAGUUCUGCGAACCUACCACAAAUAUCAUCAGCUCCACCCCUGGGAUCGGAAGAGGAACGCCAACAGAAAAUUACUGAGGCUGCUGAUAAACUUAAACAAAAACUCUCUUCGAUUAAGAACCAGGAGGUAGAAAACUUUUGGGAAGAAGAUGUAGAUCUCAUUCCAUCAAAAUCUAUAAAAGAGGCACCCAAUAAGGAGGUAGCUGAAUUACAUCCACAUGAUUUUAACUUAACCUAUCAUGAUCUUAAGGAUAUAGGACGAGUUGAUUUGCACCGUACCCCCAUGCAAGAUGAUUCUGUUGUUGUGUUGGAUGAAGUAUGUAAUAGAAACUUAACGGAAAUUCCGUUAUUGGAUGAAGAAAGAAGAAAUUCUGAAGGUGAGAGUGAAUGUAAUAUCCCCAAUAAUGCAGUAAAAGAAGAGGUAGAUAAUGUGCAAGAAAAUGCAAUAGAUAAGGACAUAACAAAUAUUCCUACAAUAGAUUCCACUGUGGUACAAUCUCGAGAGAAUACAACGUUACAAACUCAUCAAGAUACUAUGCUAAAUUUUGCAGAAGAAAUCCCACAUCACAAUCCAUCAGUUAGCUUCAAUUGUAGGCCAGAAUUUCAUCGAGGUAACGUCAACACGCCUCCCAGAUUCAUACCCAGACAAAUGGGACCCAGAUUCCGAAUGCCUUACCCGCAAGAGAUGUCUCCAAUGGGGCGUGGAAAACCAUUAACACUACGACCCAUGCACCCUAACUCCAGACCACCAAAUCAACACGAUAUGCCUCGUGUCAUGUUCAAUCAUCAUACACCGUCUCCUGCCGUAUUUAAUCGACUACCUCCACCAUCGAAUUUCCAUUCAAUGGAUCAAAAUCUCAACAUCGACACACUUCCGCAAAUGCAGGCUGAUCCAAUGCAUUCAGGUGUUCGCUUCAAUCAUAGAGGACCUCCUCCACAUCUUAGUUCACCUUCGAACAUUCAGUGUAACUCCUCCAACGAAGAACGAAUGAACUUUCCUGAUUUCGACCCACGGAAACCUCCUCCAAGUGUUAUUACGCAGGAGGAGGUGCCACAACUACCACCAGUGUUCGAUCCCAGACUAAGUUUUCAGGAACGUCAGCGAUUAAUUCCAACAGUAGUUUCAGCACAGUUACAUCCGCCAUUGUCAAUGCAGGUUCCAUCAUCGACGAUACCACCUCCACCGCCUCUGUCAGGUCCGCCACCACCUCCAGCACCACCAGGAUCUCUCCUUGAAAUGGUGCCCAUGACUGACUUUGAUUUAAUUCCAAAUUACUCAAUGACAAAUAACUUUGAUAUGGCUCAAAGUCAUUUCCUACAAUUGGACGGAGUGCAACCAUUGUCACAGCAAGAGGCUUUAGAACCAGAACAGAAUUAUAUAGAUAUUGAAGGGGAAUUAUACAUGGAACCUCCACCAGAACCACCGAUACUUUCAGACUAUUGUUCUCCUCCACUUCCAGAGACAUUGCCUCCUGCAGAUGCUCCUUUGCCUCCUGUGGAUGCUCCUUUACCUCCCCCGGAUGCUCCUUUGCCUCCAGUAGAUGCUCCUCUACCUCCAUUAGAUGCUCCUUUACCUCCAGCAGAUGUUCUUUUGCCUUCUACAGAAGUUCCUUUACCCAUCUCAGAAUCACGAUCGGUUCUCUUUUCAAAGAAACAAGGUUCAAAGACCUCGACAGAGACCUCGGAACAGCAAGAGCCACCAAGAGUGAGCAAGGAGACGAUACUCCCCUCUACAUCUCGGCCGAAAACGGACAUGGAUAAACCAAAACAAAAACGACUUAGAAUGAAGAAAUCAAAGAGUGAGAACAUCGCGACGUGUUCAGCGCCAACAAUGUCGAUGUCACCCACUGAUAAAGUACAUACUGUGCAAAAUCAAGAUAAUUCAAAGCAAUAUCAAAAUACACUACAGGAGGAUGUACCAUUAUCAGAAGAACAGUCCCGUCCGAAGGUGGUGUUUAAUUUAAACGCUAAGAUAAAGAAGAUAAGUAAGCAAGAGGAAUGGCAACAGCAAACUGAUACAUCUACUGCAAAGCACAGGAAACUAAAGGCACAAAUAGUUGCUUUAGAAAACCCAGCAAAUGCCCUCCGUGUAAAAAGUCACUCACAAAUUCGCAAAAUGCCAUCGCCAAAGUCAAGUAAACCGUUGAUCUCUAGUCGUAAAAGAAGUGAAGCUAGAGGACGAGUUUCCGAGUCCUCCUGGAAGAGUACCGUAAUUGAUCGAUUUUUGAAAAUGAGCAAGAACGAGAUACGUAAUAUUCUUAAUAAUUCAAGCCUGAGAAAAUUCGAUAUUGCCAUGAAGCAGCUUGUUAAAGAGAGACGAUCUUCGCUAUCUUGGGAAAUGCGCAAUACCGAAGAUGAGAAGAUCAAGAGCUACGAUCGUGAACAAUUCAUAUGUCAACUAAAUGAAAUGCUGGAUCCUAGCGCCACUAUUGAUAUAACAAAUCUACCUACGGAAUUUAUCAGACACCUAGGUGAAGUCUUACAACUCAAUUCUCUUCCCCAGGAUCAGACUGAUUCCAUACAAAAUACAGAGGCAGAAGUUACUCCUGUUCAUACGACAAGCAAGAGUCAACCUGCCGAGUCAACUUAUGAUAAACUACAUGGUAAGACUAUUUCUAGGUCGUUGAUGAAAAAGGAAAUUGAUAUCAGUAUGAAUGCUAAUGAAGUUCACGAAGAUACGACUAUUAACAAUGUACAAAUAAACGUGGAGCAAAGUAAAGAGACUCAGGACUCUCGAUUGAAUAUGGACCUGGAUAACAUAUUCCUGGCAGGUAUUGCAAAGGCAAAACACAGUACGAAAUCUGCAACAUCUGAAAAAGUUGUUACUGAUUUUGAUCUUUUCUUUGGUCCUUCAGGAGGUAGAGCUUCACAAUCUCCAAUGGUUACUGAACCUGUUCCUGAGACAAAGAAGUUUCAAGAGGGGAUGACAUUCGUAGAAAGUCGAAAAGAUAAAUGUGAAAGAUGGCACAGGAAGGCACGUGAUGAUCCUGACAUGUUUCGAAAUCUCACUAAAGAAGAAUGGGAGGCCAAGUACGGUAAAUCCAAUAACGAUGAUGAAAUUGGUAAGCCUCCUAGCCGCCUUGACAGUAAUGAAAGUUCCUCCAAUAAAGAGGACAUCAGCAUUGAUUCCAUAAAAUCAUUAGCUAUUAAAAAUGUUAUCGACCGGAACCCAAAGGUGGGCCACAGCAACACUGUACCCGUUAACAAAUACGUUUUGAAUAUCGCCAAGUCCUCUAGCCUCCGUCAGGAGUAUCAAUCAAAUAAAGGAAGAUCAUCGAGUGACUCUAACAGUAUGGCAGUUGCAGAGGUCAUCGAAUCAAUCAGUCCAAUUGAGAUGAGCGGGACAACUUGGAGGGAAAGAAGCAGUGAAACUUGUCAAACUAUUGGGAAGACAUUAAGAGAAACAAAGAGCGGAGAGGAUUCGAACGAGAGUACUAGUGAGACAAGAAGAGACAAAUUAUUUACGAAAAUCGGAAGUAACAGGAAGCAUAGAGAAGGAAUGAGUAGCUCACGAAAAUCACGAAGAAGAGAAAGAAAGAGAAAAACAAGAAAGGAAAAGGAACGAAGGAAACGAAAGAGAAGAGUAGCACCGCGUGAAAGUAGUUCCUCAUAUUCUGACAGCGAAUCCGAUUCGAUGACAUUAUUCACAGAACUCGACAUCAAAAAGGAGAUCAUCGUUAAAGACGAACCUGGUCUUGAAAAGGUUGAAUGUUCAGUAGAAAAGACGAUCAACCAUCCUGAACCUACUGAAUGUAAUCAUCAAAGUGCCCAACAAGAAUUAACUAUUGAUAAAACAUUACUUUCUAAUAAAACGAUAGUUACUAAUCAAGAGCCAGUCACAAAUAAAGAUUUAAUUACUAGCCAAGAAUUAAGCACUACACAAGAAUGUACUAGCAAUGAGGACACAAGUCUUCAGAUGCGGAAGCAGUCGAUGCCAACAAUUCUAGAAAUGCCCAAAGUCCCCAACAUUGUAUUAAUGGAAUUUCCUGAAAAGGAAUCUACAAGUUUAAAAACUAUUGAUGGUGGCAACAAUGCUAAUUCCCAGGCGCUCGAUACGAUCGCCAGUACUAAGCCAUUGGAAUCAACAUCCGAAACGUCUCAUUCAGCACAGCUUGAUAUGCAGAAAGAGGAACAUUCAGCGUCUACAUCACGGUCCGCCAAGAACAAGGUUUUAGACAAAUCAAAACAAGAAAAAAAUGACAUUACUUCCGUGACGGUACUUCCUAAAGAUGUAAUUAACAUUUCACAGAAGAGUGAUAAACCUCCUAAGGACACAGUACCAGAGGAUGCCGAAAAUGUACGAUCUUCAAAUAUCGAUCAAUUGUCGGUGGAGAAAUCAGGAGAAGAAGCUGCGGAUAAGGUGGACAUAGGGAACGGGACGAUAAGGUCUAAAUCAAAUGAAGAAAAGCCAUCGAUGAAAUUCCAAAACAUAAAGUCAGAAGGACGCAAGGAGAUGAAACUUAUCGAAGAGAAAGCAAAGAAAAAAUCAUCCUCGUUAUUACGCGAUAAAAAAUCCAGUGCGACAAAACACUCAAAAAUGUUGACAACUGAAUUGAAAAGUCUAAAAGUCAAGAUUCAGAAAGAAAAAGCUUCCUCUGGUACAGCAGAUUCUUCAGAGCAUAAGAAACAAUCGAUUCAAAUACAAAUUCCAACUGAGGACAAUCCUGAUUUAAAGGAUCCUAGAUUAUCGAAGCUCAAAGAACGUGUACAGCAAUCACCAAAUAAAUCGGCCAGGGAUUGUCACAGUAACAUUUUCAGUGAAAAGUUUAGCGUCGAAAGUACGACCGAAGAACAAGAAAAACAACAAACGCAACAUUCUCAAAGUACUUUGACUACUCAUGGGAAUAUAAACAAAACGUUACGUGACAUUGAACAAAACGUCCAAACCCCUUUGACAGUAGAAGCAUGCACAGUUGAUUUUAAUGCAAAAGCAGCAAAAAAUACAAGUUCGGAGGUGACAUCUCUAUGCAGCCUGGACAGUCCUUUCAAAGGAUUUUCAGAAGAAUCACAACUUCCUUCAGAGCAACUUGCGAGGAACACGCUACUCCGUUCCCAAGCAGAAUUCCUGAACGGUGCUACUGUCAGCGACGAAUCUAUUCCUGAAGAGACAUGCGAAAACAGUGCUUUGUGUGUCAAGACAACGUCUCCCAAUGAAGAUUCUAGUUUGCAGAGUCAGGAGACAACUUCCCCACAAGUGCUUCCAGAAAAGAGUGAAGAACUUCAAUCCAAGGACGUGACGAAUCUUUUAGUGAUUUCUGCGAGUGGUGAUAUUAGUGAUAUACAAAAGGAUGAAAGUAUCGAAGUGCACGUGUCUUCUGAUUCGUUGAAUGGAAAAGCAAAAAGUGAGAAAUUGAUUAUUAACAAGGAAACACAUGUUGAGGGAAUGUGUAUUGAGACUGGCACGCGUAUAGAUGAAAAUAUUGAGCAAGACAAGGUGUAUGAGAAUAUUAUUGAUACUGUAAAAUCUCCUGUUGAGAAGCUGCAAGAUGUUGACACUCUGAAGAAAGAACAUUUAGAAAAGGAGACUUCAGAAAUUGUGGAGAAGCUUGAACCAGCGAAAAUAUUUGAUCCGAUAAUAACGUUGGAACAGGAAGGUAUCAAAGGUUUAGAAGUGGCGGAAGUCGGCAAAGUUGAAAAAUCGUCUGCUGUAGUGAUACUGCCAGAACUAGCGGAAACAUCGAAAGUGGAAAAAGUAGCUCAAGUGGCGAAGAAGUACGAACUGUUCAAAAUAGAUACAACUGUAAAACCUAUAGUAGUAACGAAAGAACAGGAAGUAGAGGAAUCAGCUGUAGCAGAGAAUUUGCAAGAAGUGCCGAAAGUACAUGAAUUGGCGAAAGCGACAGAACCGUUAAAAGUGCUCGAUGUGGUAAAAUCGUCUUCAAUGGGAAAAUCGAACGAAAAGGUUAGUUCGCACGAAGCAAUGAAAAUUCAUGAAGGCGUUAAAUUAUCUGUAACGAAGAAAAAACAAGAGCGGCAUAAACCACACGAAAUGGUGAAAACAUAUGAUACGGAAAAAUUACGUGUUGCAGAAAAGACACAAGAAGUAACGAAAAUUCAUGGAUCAAAAAGGUUAGAAACAGUUAAAACAUCUAAAGCGGUAAAAUCAUCUAUGAUGAGAAAAACACGUGAUCGGUAUAAGGUGUGUGAGAUAGCCAAGAUAGAUGAAGCUAAACAAUCAACUGCCGUCGAAAAGACACAAGAAUUUGCGAAAUUAGAUGAUAUGAAAAAAGAGCUUGAGGUGGUUAAGCCGUUUGCAGUACCUAAACGGCAUGAUUUGGUAGAGACGCCUGGAGUGGAAAAAAAGUCUGAAGUAAUUGAAUCGUCUAUUACAUUGAAACGGCAUGACAUUGAAAAAUCGGCUGAAGUGGAAAAAUUAACUGAAGUCAGCAAGUCGCCUAUAAUACUGAAGGGGCAUGAAGUUGUAAAUUCACCUGAUGUGCAGAAAAUUCCUGAAGUGGAAAGAGCACAUGAAAUAAUAAAGCCACCUGUAGUAUUGAAAAGGCAUGAUUUUUUAAAGUCGCAUGAAGCUUUAAAAUUAUGUGAAGUGGAAGAAAUGGUAGAAGUAGGGAAGGCAUCUGUAUUACUGAAAAGAUAUGAUUCGGAGAAAAUACCAGAAAUAGUUAAACCAUCUGUAUUACUGAGAAGGCUCGAUGUAAAAUCACCUAUGACAAAGAAAAUAAAAGAAGAGGUUAAGCCAUUUGUAGCAGGGAAAAGCCAUGAAGUAGUAAAUUCACCAACAGUAGAAAAAGCACAAGAAGUGGUUAAACCACCUACAAUAUUAAAAAGGCAUGAGGAAGUAAAAUCACCUCCAAUAGAAAAAGAACAAGAAGUGGUUAAACCAUCUACAGCAUUGAAAAGGCACAAAGAGGUAAAAUCACCUGUAGCAGAAAAGACACAGGAAGUUAUUAAACCAUCUAUAACAUUGAAAAGGCACAAAAUGGUAAAGUCUCCUGUAGUAGAAAAAGGACAAGAAGCAGUAACACCAUCUACAACAUUGAAAAGACAUGAAGUGGUAAAGUCACCUAUAGCAGAAAAAGAACAAGAACUAGUUCAAUCAUCCACAACAUCAAAAAGGCACGAAGAGAUCAAGUCUCCUAUAGUAGAAAAAACACAGGAAGUCAUUAAACCAUCCACAACAUUGAAACGGCAUAAAGUGGUAAAGUCUCCUGUAAUAGAAAAAGGACAAGAAACGGUAACACCAUCUACAACAUUGAUAAGACAUGAAGUGGUAAAGUCACCUAUAGCAGAAAAAGAACAAGAACUGGUUAAACCAUCCACAACAUCAGAAAGGCCUGAAGAGCUGAAGUCACCUGUAGUAGAAAAACUACAAGAAGUCAUUAAACCAUCUACAACAUCAAAAAGGCACGAAGUGGUAAAGUCUCCUGUAAUAGAAAAAGGACAAGAAACGGUAACACCAUCUACAACAUUGAUAAGACAUGAAGUGGUAAAGUCACCUAUAGCAGAAAAAGAAGAAGAACUAGUUCAAUCAUCCACAACAUCAAAAAGGCACGAAGAGAUCAAGUCUCCUGUAGUCGAAAAAACACAAGAAGGCAUUAAACCAUCUAAAACAUUGAAAAGGCACAAAGUGGUAAAGUCUCCUGUAGUAGAAAAAGGACAAGAAGCGGUAACACCAUCUACAACAUUGAAAAGACAUGAAGUGAUAAAGUCACCUAUAGCAGAAAAAGAACAAGAACUGGUUAAACCAUCCACAACAUCAGAAAGGCCUGAAGAGCUGAAGUCACCUGUAGUAGAAAAACUACAAGAAGUCAUUAAACCAUCUACAACAUCAAAAAGGCACGAAGUGGUAAAGUCUCCUGUAAUAGAAAAAGGACAAGAAGCGGUAACACCAUCUACAACAUUAAAAAGACAUGAAGUGGUAAAGUCACCUAUAACAGAAAAAGAACAAGUACUGGUUAAACCAUCCACAACAUCAAAAAGGCAUGAAGAGGUAAAGUCUCCUGUAAUAGAAAAAGGACAAGAACCAGUAACACCAUCUACAACAUUAAAAAGGCACAAAGUGGUAAAGUCUCCUGUAGUAGAAAAAGGACAAGAAGUGGUAACACUAUCAACAACAUUGAAAAGACAUGAAGUGGUAAAGUCACCUAUAGCAGAAAGAGAACAAGAACUGGUUAAACGAUUCACAUCAUCAAAAAGGUACAAAGAGGUGAAGUCACCUGUAGUAGAAAAACUACAAGAAGUUAUUAAACCAUCUAAAACAUUAAAAAGGCACAAAGUGGUAAAGUCUCCUGUAGUAGAAAAAUGUCAAGAAACGGUUACACCUUCUACAACAUUGAAAAGACAUGAAGUGGUGAAGUCACCUAUAGCAGAAAAAGAACAAGAAGUGGUUAAACCAUCGACAAUAUCAAAAAGGCACGAAGAGGUAAAGUCACCUACAGUAGAAAAAACACAAGAAGUCAUUAAACCAUUUAAAACAUUAAAAAGGCACAAAGAGGUGAAGUCGCCUGUAGUAGGAAAAACUGAAGAAGUGAUUAAUUCAUCCACAACAUUGGAAAGACAUGAAGUGGUAAACUUGCCUGUAGCAGAGAAAAAGCAAGAAUUAGUUAAACCAUCUGAAGCAUUUAAAAGUUAUGAAUCACCUGAAAUGGAGAAAUUAUCGGGAGUAAUAAAAAUACAGCAACAAGUAAAAAUAGAUGAAAUAACAAAAACAGAAGAAGUGGCAAAACUAUUUGUCGAACAUAUGAAAGCCCAUGAAGUGUCAGAAUUACAUGAACCUAGUGCCAGUACCUCAAAAAGCCUAAAUUCAGAAGUGACACAAACUCAAGCAGAAAUAAAUGUAACAAAAUCACAAGAUGCACUAAAUCAUCAUCAUGAAAAAUCCCAAGAAAUAUUAUCAGAAACUGGAGUUUCAUAUCCAAGUGUUACAAAAGGACAAUCUGUCGAUUUUUCGGAGUCAUCGAAAUGUGAAGAAAAAAUAACCAAAAGACGCAGAGUAUCAAGAUGGCAGGAUAACGAUGAUAUUCCAAAAGUCAUAGAACCAAUUCAGUACGUAGAGAAACCGAAGAUUCGGUCAAAAACUCGAAAAGAGAGUAAGAAACAUGACAAUGACCCACUACAUAAAAUCAGGAGCAGACAAAAAUUUAAGGAUAAAAAGAGUAAAGCACCAACUAAAUUAGAUAAAAUCCUAUCACGAGAGAAUGCAAUGACAAAAGAAAGCGUUAUGUCAAGAAUGAUUGAGAUUGAUCUUGAAAUUCAUAAAUUAAUGACAGAAAAAAUGACGCUAUAUCAACAACUGAAUAGUGAAUCUUCAUUACUGGAUGAUAACCAGGCUAAUACAAAAGAUAAUCAUGAAUCACGAAGUAAGAAAAGGAAAGAAGUCAGUGCAGUCAGUCUCUUUUCUCAUAACAGACUGUCUCUGGAGAAAGGUCAUCCCCCAACUCAUCAGAGUACUCAUGGUGCAAGGAAUAAAGACAUUCUCUUCGAUGAUAGCCAAGCAGAUCAUGACAAUUCAAGAAAAGAUACAUUGGUGCAUGUGUUUGAUAAUUCCUAUGAAAAACGUGAAAGACAGACUUCAACGUCAAUUUCAGAGGCUAAACAAGGACGCAGUGUGGACCAUGUGAAUAUAGAAAUAGACAAAUCAAGUUUUCCGCCGGAAAAUAAUAAAGAAAAAAAAAGAUUACGACUGGACAAGCCUGACAUUGAAAAAACUCAUAAUAAGAGUAUUACCGAUAAUAAAGAGUCACUGAAUGCUUUGAAGAAUUACAAGAAGAUGAUUAGUAAACCAGACAAGAAAACUGAUAAUGACAUAGCUACUGUACGAGAAGUAAGAGUAGAAAGUAAAUCUUGUACGAGCCCAAAGUAUCCUAAGGGUAACGAUGAUAGUACAAAUGUCGAAGAAAAUGUUCUUGAAGAUCAGUACGUAACUAGAAUAACAGAGGAUAGACCCCAGCCUUCUGUUGGAGUUGACGAAGAGAGUAAAUCCAGUGAGAAUGUUUCAAAGAGGUCCGAUUCAAAAACUACGGAACGUUUAUCCAUCUAUUCGGAUGACAGUACCAGAGAAUCAUCACUGACACUUGAAUCUAGUGAGGCAAAAAAGUGUACUACAGGUUUGGCAUUACUCGAAGAGACUUUCAAACGAGAGAUGGCCAUUUCCAGAAAGCUGAAAGCAGCAGCCAGGAAGCAGAAGAAGGAAAAAAUAGAAACCUUAUUGAAGAAUGUGAACAGUUUAACUGCAGAUGAAGAGGAAAUCCCAUUAAACGUCUUGUUUGAGAUGAAGCAGAAACAGAAGCAGCAUCUGCUUGAAGAAAUGGGUGUCAAGUCAAAGUUAGAAAAGUUGCCAGAGAAGUCUCAAGAAAAUUCUGCCACAAUUUGGAAACAUGUAAUGGCCGUGAUAAAUGCUGUCGCUGAAAAUAAAACAGAAAAUGUGACAGUUGAGACACAUGAACUGGAGGUACCAAAUCUUGGGCAGUUAGUUGAAUUAUCAACAGAACAAACUCUACUUGAAGUAGAAACUACUGUAAAGCCAACCGAUACUGAUAAGAUUGAUAAUACCGGUACUUUGGAAACUAUGACAUUAAUUUCAAAAAAUAUUCUAGAACCUACUGUGUCUGUUGAAAUUGCGAGUCCUGCUUCCAAAGCAGCAGAACUUCAUACCUUAAUUGAAUCAAGACACGAGGACCUAGUACAUACUGAAAAUACUCCAGCAUCAACAGAGAAUACAGAAAAGGAUCUUAUUGGUAAAGAUUCUAAGAAGGAGAAGAGUGACAUUCAAUCUGAUACUCUCAGCGAAAAUGAAGUCAAAGAAUUAUCUGCUAAGGUUGCCAUUGACGAUACGACGACUGCUUCUGUCAAGAAUGAUCAUGAUAAAAUAAUAAGCAAUGAAAAUAAAAGGCUGACUGGUGGUGAAGAUGAACAGAGUAUUCAUGAAAUUGGUAAAACCACAGAGGCUGAAAAGGAGGAUGAAGAUUCAUCAGCGGUGCUAAAUAAAAAGAGUUCAGAUAAUAUUGAAUGCCCAGGAACUUUAAUGGACUCUGAAGGCAAUUCGAUAAACGAGACUCUAACGAGUAAUCUGGAUAAUACUGUGAUUAGUGCUGAAACGGAAAAUGAGGCGGCAGAUUCUACUAUUUUAGAUGUUCAGAAGGAUAAAGUUAUUGUUAGCCCAGAAAAGGAAAGUGCAACAGAAAUGAAAGAAGUAGAUCCAACAAUAAUAUCAAAAGAAGAUUUGAAUACGUCAUUAGAACUAGAAUCAUUUGAGGAAAUUCAUGAAGCUGUAAAAGAGACCAUGGAUGACUUAAUAAAUUCAGUUCCUGAGUCAAGUUCUGCAGAAACUAUAUCAAGGGGAAAUGAGGAUUGUUCGCAGAAGAAGAAAGAAGAAGAAAGACCUGUGGAAAGCGAAGAUAUAAAUUCUCAAACUGAAGAGUUAAAUAGAAGUGGCAGUAAUGAUUUUCUUGGAUUUCUAGUAUCUAAUCAAACAAGUGUUGAACCAACAGAGAAGACAGUACAACUAUCCACUUCGACUUCUGAAGAGAUUGAAACUACAGCAAUCACACGUAGUCGUGGGCGACCUAAAAAGCGGCUUAAUACCAACUCCUCACUAUCUGGCACAAUAUCACCAGUUCCUGCUACAUCCACCAUCCCUGAGAAACGUCCUAAAAAUGUGCAAUCUCGUGGAAAAAGAAAAUCUAUCGUUGUAGAACCAAGAACAGCAACAAAGAGACGAAAAACGAGAUGGUCCAAUAGAUCAACUGUAGAAUUGCCUGGUCUCACCAAGGAUGUUAAUUCACUGGAGACAUCCAUAGACGCGGAAUUGCUAUCGUCAAAAGGAUUUUCUAUAGAAGAAUCUAAAAAGAGAAAGUAUAUUAGCCAAUUGCAAUUAAAAAAUUGCAAAGUACGGUUGACAGAUUGUAAAUCUACAUAUCUUAGACCUGAUUGUGAUCCUAGUUUAUUUCAUCAAUAUGGUAUAUCCAAGAUCAAUGCAUAUGGACGUACCAUAUGUAUUCAAUGUGAACCUUCUCUAAAAAUUGAAGGUAACAAGAGAUCUGCUUCUGUUACUUUAGUCCAGGAAGUCAUUACCCCUGGAUAUGAUAUUAUUCACAUGGAAAGUGACAAGGAAAAAGAUUCCAGCUCCUUUUGUUCCUGGGAUCAAAAUAUUCAAGAAUUACCAGAAUCAAUUGAUGUAUCACAGAAUUCAAUCUCUCAAGAAAAAAUGACCAGAUCAAGAAAAAUUUAUAAUAAUGAGACUACUGAAAAUUGUGAGGAUACAAAUGACAACGAGCAUGUAUAUCUUUCUCAUUUGGAUCCUACAGUAUUACGACAGGAUGAAGUAUCCUCACCGCAACCUGUCAUUGAUAUUAAUGAAGAUGAGAGUGCAGCAAAUACAUCAAGUCAAUCGGAUAUUGAAAUCCUGGAGGCUACAAAAGAAUCUCGUUCAUUAAAUCAGGUUGAAGAUACAGACGGUGAAAAAAUGCUGACAAAAAUGGUGCUAGAGGAGGAGAAAUCACCAAGAACAGAAUAUACUGUUCAUAAAGGACCUGUUUUAGAUAUUAAAGUUUAUGGUGACUCUUUUAUGGCUGCCAGUGAGGAUGGUACAAUUUAUCGCUACAGUCAAGUAUCUAAUGGCAUUUUAAAUAUUUAUAGAGGACAUAAAUCAGCUGUGACCUGUCUUUGCAUACCAAAGAUUAAUUUCUCUGGUAUUAGUAGACAAUGGCUGUUUUCUGGAUCCUUGGACGGAACUCUUAGAUGCUAUGAAAUUGAUAGUGGACAGCAGGUGCGCGAAUCAGUCGACAUUGGCAGUCCGAUUCAGUGUAUGGAUCAUGCUUGGGGUGUAAUUUUCCUUGGUACAAAAUCUGGUCACGUUUCACGUUUUCACAUAAAAUCUGGUGUCAUGAAAGGCGACAAUAUACAAUUCUCUGAGGUCUCAGUUCUUGCACUGAAAGCAACGUCCGAGGGUCCAAGAAGAGUACUUAUAGUCGCCUCUCGUAAUCAGCCGAUAACAAUAAGAGAUGCACAGAAUGGACUGUUUCUUCGAACCGUCAGCGGACACAAGAAUCAUACUGUUUAUAGUUUGAUGAUGGAUCAUCAUAUGGUGUAUUGUGGGACCAGCGGAACUUUAAUUCCCGUCUUCGAUUUCAUUACUGCUGAACAAGUGGCACAAUAUAAUGCUGGUGUCGGUAUUGUCUGUAUGAGGCUAUACAAAAAGUUACUCUUUGCUGGCUGUUACGAUGGCAACAUAUAUGUCUUCAACACUAAGGACCGGAAACUCGUAUGCAGUAUACCUGGACCUGGUAAUAUGUUGUUGAGUAUGGAAGUCGUUGAUAAUAAGAUUAUAGCAGGUAGCAAGGAUAGAGGAUUGCACAUAUGGUUGAUGCCGAAGGCAGUGAGAGCAUUAAUAAAUAACAGAAGCCGUAACGCGCGUAUGAAGGAAAUCUAGUCACUCAAUGAGAAUGAAGAAUUUCGUUGAAAUCAGCUGAAUAAUAAACAAUGAAAUUCCAAACGGGACGACGUAAAGAAAUGGACAUAAUGAAAUCCUAUUUUAAGUUUAACCAUUCAAACUGUAACAUACAUUGUCUAUUAUAAAGAGAGGUCAGGUCAACAUAAUUAUUACUUACGUAUGUACAGUUUGAUUAAGUAAAUAAGGUGAUCAAGAUAAUGUGAGUAUAAAGUGCAAUCGUAACACUGCUGCACUAAAGUACAACAAUUGAUUCAUCGAUUAGUAGUUUGUAUUUGUUAAGGCCUUAGUUACUGUGAUGCCACAAUCACUGAACACAGUUUUAUAUUGUACAUUAUUAGAAUGUAUGCAAAAGUGGCUCAUGUAAAUAAAACUAUUGAUCCUGCAUCAUGAA
Molecule: messenger RNA, 15188 nt
Organism: Cephus cinctus (wheat stem sawfly)
Lineage: Eukaryota; Metazoa; Arthropoda; Insecta; Hymenoptera; Cephidae
Exons: 8
Coding region: 1001-14776 (4591 amino acids)
Cellular component (GO): cytosol; membrane
Molecular function (GO): SH3 domain binding; RNA binding
Source: RefSeq, a predicted model, not a curated record